Messenger RNA from Lycium barbarum (goji berry), 582 nucleotides. RefSeq lists its product as uncharacterized. Bases 1 to 582 code for a protein of 193 amino acids. Lineage: Eukaryota; Viridiplantae; Streptophyta; Magnoliopsida; Solanales; Solanaceae. The transcript has a single exon. The record is from RefSeq and is a predicted model, not a curated record.
AUGUCGACACCGCUGAUCGAAAAUCCUGCUUACACCACUGCUCCAUUCAACUUCACUCGCCCCUUAAGAAAUAAUAUUUUUAUUGGCAGAAAGCAGGAUCACGAGACCAUCGGAUCUUAUGUGAAAAAAUUGCAAUCCAUAGCCGAUGCUCUAGCAGAAAUCAACAGUCAUGUAUCAGAUCAAGAUUUGGUUUUGCAACUUCUUGCUGGUUUGCCUUCUCAAUAUUCGCCUUACCAGGACACAAUCUCAUCUCAGUUUCCCCUCCCCGAUUUUUCAAAGGCUUGUUCCUUGCUUUACAUGUACGAAACAUUAUUGCAAGAGCAAGAAACAACAAAUCCUUCUAGUAGUGAGGAGGGAAAUUAUAAUAAAGAGACAUCUGAUAAGUUCCUUGAUAUGCUUAGUUCAGUGAGUAGUGUGGUUUCAACUGCAUAUGGCCUUUGGAAUAUGUUUGGAACUUCAUCAAAUAAGAAAUAUUAUAGAAAAAGACCUAAUGGGGGAGGGGGAAACUAUAGGAGAGGCCCUUCUACCGGCGUUUUUCGCAAUUCUGGUAGAGGUAAUUCAUCAACGCUUCGAUCGAAGUAG